Molecule: messenger RNA, 408 nt
Organism: Anisakis simplex (herring worm)
Lineage: Eukaryota; Metazoa; Nematoda; Chromadorea; Rhabditida; Anisakidae
Source: the annotation of a GenBank genome assembly
AUGGGUUGUAAUAAAGUGCACUCGGAAACUUCAAGGGUGUCAGAAUAUCUACAGAAUUUAAUUCUCGAAGGGAAUCUGAAUCAGUUUGAAGCGUCUGUGGUGCGCAUCCCAAUCGAUCGACAAGAUAUACACUAUGUGAUGACGACGUGUCGUGCGAAUCGACUUCAUGAUGGUAUCAUUUAUGUGUACAAUAAAGCGCUGUCUGAUUAUUUGAGUCCGUUGGAGGAGAUGUUUGAGAAUCUGUCUGGAUUUGUGGACGGUGAAGUGUUGUCGGACUGUGAGAUAGCGCAAGGCAAUAAGUUGCUCUUGUAUCUGCAGUGCUGUCUUGCGGGUCGCGCUUAUCCGUUCGGAUCGUUGCCAGAUGAUCUUGUCGACAAGAUACCCCUACAAACUUAUCGAUGUCUCAUC